Molecule: messenger RNA, 1662 nt
Organism: Sorex fumeus (smoky shrew)
Lineage: Eukaryota; Metazoa; Chordata; Mammalia; Eulipotyphla; Soricidae
Product: keratin, type II cytoskeletal 75-like
Exons: 9
Coding region: 1-1662 (553 amino acids)
Biological process (GO): keratinization; intermediate filament organization
Cellular component (GO): keratin filament
Molecular function (GO): structural constituent of skin epidermis
Source: RefSeq, a predicted model, not a curated record
AUGUCCAGGCAGUCGACCAUCACUUUCCAGACGGGCAGCCGUCGGGGCUUCAGUGCGGCCUCAGCCACCAGCCCAGCCCAUGGACGCUCCAGAUUUAGCUCCAUCUCCAUGGUCCGGCCCUCAGGGACCAGUGGAGGACUGGGGAGGGUCAGCGGGCACGGCGCUGCCUUUGGAAGCCGCAGCCUCUACAACCUGGGGGGCACCAAGCGGGUUUCUGUGGGUGGAUGUGGAAGCGGCUUCCGGAGUGGCUUUGGCGGUAGGGUGGGCAGCGGGUUUGGGGUCAGCAGUGGGUUUGGGUGUGGGGGUGGGGUGGGAGGGGGCUUUGGAAGCCCCGGCUUCCCCAUCUGCCCCUCUGGGAGUAUCCAAGAGGUGACCGUCAACCAGAGCCUCCUGACACCCCUCAACCUGCAAAUCGACCCCACCAUCCAGCGCGUGAGGAAGGAGGAGAAGGAACAGAUCAAGACCCUCAACAACAAGUUCGCCUCCUUCAUCGACAAGGUGCGCUUCCUGGAGCAGCAGAACAAGGUCCUGGAAACCAAGUGGAGCCUCCUGCAGGAUCAGGGUACCAGGACUGUGAGGCAGAGCCUGGAGCCCUUCUUCGAUGCCUACAUCAAUGACCUCCGGCGGCAGCUGGACAGCGUCACCAGCGAGCGGGGCCGGCUGGACGCUGAGCUGAGGAACAUGCAGGACGUCGUUGAAGAUUUCAAAGUCAGGUAUGAGGAUGAAAUUAAUAAGCGCACAGCAGCAGAGAACGAGUUUGUGGCCCUGAAGAAGGAUGUGGACGCCGCCUACAUGAACAAGAUAGAGUUGGAAGCCAAGGUCCACUCUCUGACCGAUGAGACCAAUUUCUUCCGGAUGCUCUUUGAGGCGGAGCUGGCCCAGAUGCAGACCCAAGUCAGUGACACGUCCGUGGUCCUGUCCAUGGACAACAACCGCUCCCUGGACCUGGACAGCAUCAUCGCCGAGGUCAAGGCCCAGUACGAGGACAUCGCUAACCGCAGCCGGGCUGAGGCUGAGUCCUGGUACCAGACUAAGUAUGAGGAGCUGCAGGUCUCCGCGGGCCGGCAUGGUGAUGACCUCCGCAACACCAAGCAGGAGAUCUCUGAGAUGAACCGCAUGAUCCAGAGGCUGAGAGCCGAGAUCGAUAAUGUCAAGAAGCAGUGCGCCAGCCUGCAGACAGCCAUCGCCGAUGCAGAGCAGCGUGGGGAACUGGCCCUCAAGGAUGCGCGGGCCAAGCUGGUAGACCUGGAGGAGGCCCUGCAGAAGGCCAAGCAGGACAUGGCGCGGCUGCUGCGCGAGUACCAGGAGCUGAUGAACGUGAAGCUGGCCCUGGACGUGGAGAUCGCCACCUACCGCAAGCUGCUGGAGGGCGAGGAGUGCAGGCUGAGUGGAGAAGGCGUCUCUCCCGUUAACAUCUCGGUGGUCACGUCCACCAUGUCCAGCGGCUAUAGCGGUGGCAGCAGCCUGGGAGGAUCCGGCCUGGGUCUCUGUGGAGGCAGCGGCUACUCCUUCGCACCCGGUGGCCACAGCAGCCACAGCCUGGGUGCGGGCCUGGCAGGCUCCGGCUUUAGCGCCAGCAGCUGCCGCAGCCUUGGAGGCGGUGGCUCCAGCGUCAAGUUCAUCUCCACCACGUCCUCCAGCCGGAAGAGCUUCAAGCACUGA